Molecule: messenger RNA, 1647 nt
Organism: Penicillium lagena
Lineage: Eukaryota; Fungi; Ascomycota; Eurotiomycetes; Eurotiales; Aspergillaceae
Product: H3 histone acetyltransferase RTT109
Exons: 1
Coding region: 1-1647 (548 amino acids)
Biological process (GO): DNA damage response
Cellular component (GO): nucleus
Molecular function (GO): histone H3K56 acetyltransferase activity
Source: RefSeq, a predicted model, not a curated record
AUGUCUGUGGAUGCAGAUCUGGGGGAUCUCCUAGCUAAGGUGCUCCCUAUAGGGGUCGAGCUCACUGUGCGCCACGUCUCAUCAACACCAAAUCCGUCCCCAGCACUCUUCGCCGCAGCUCCAGGCCAGAACACUGAGCCGACAUUCUGUGAAAAUCACUUUCUGACCAUCUCAAUUGAUCGUCCUGGUGAUAAUGGAGGCGAGACUAUCGUGUUUGGAAUGGAGGUGAUGGUCUACAACACGGCCCACCUAACCACCAUCUUCGUCUCCAAGGCCGACUCCACCGGACUCCUGCACCUAUUGGAGCUGCCGCGCAAAGUCUCGAUUUUGAGACUCGUCUCCACCACCUUUCUCUCAUUUCUUGUGCGGACACGCCAGCGACCGGGUGUGCGCCUGGUUGUGUCAUUGUUUGCGCGUGCGCAGAACCAGUACUUGUUCUCCGGCAGCAUCGAGAACCCCACUAAACACGUUCUAGAUGAUCGUGGUCUCAUUAAAUGGUGGUGUCGAGCCAUCGACCCGAUUCUUCGUGAACAAGAGCCCGAGUCUAUUGCGUCGGAACCCAAACGCCUCGGUCAAACGGCCGAGGCUUCCACAGCCUCUGCGACGGCGUACCUGAUUGUUCCCGGCUGCGACAAAUUCGAAACCAGAACCUUCUUUCCAACCACGGCCAAGUCCGACACCCAAGAGCGUCCUCGAUGGCUUACCAGCUACCCGCUUCACCAACUGUGUCCCGACCCCAAGGCUCCUCCGCGCUGCUUGGUUCCUCGUCUUCCAGACGACCCUAAAACCCGUUUUCUGAUUGAUCUGGAUGACGAGCUUCCAGAACCAGCUGAAGGUGAAAAUACACUCUCUGAUACCGGUCAAUGGCGCAGCGUGAGGUCUUUAGAUCAGUUUUGGGAGAUGAUGUCUUUCAGGCAGGAGUGCGCUGCCGGCCGGUUGGUGGGCUUUCUAUGGCUCGUGAUCAAUCCUCCAGGUUUGGUAAACUCGAUAUCCAUGGCGAGCCAAACAUGCAGCUCGACGGAGGCCGGCCAGAUCAACGAUGGUGCUUCGGAAUCGAAGAACGCAUCAAACUACGAUAAGCAACAGAACAGUUCUAGCGUCCAUGAAACAAUGGAUGCUCCGGUGGCGAUCUCAGAUACAGCAUCAGCUCCUGAGGAGCAACAGCAACAAAAUACAACACCUUCUUUCGACCGUCACCCCGUCGGAUCAUCAGCUGAACUCCGAUCCCAAGGCCAAGCUGCCGACGCCAAUCCCUUCUACUGGCCAGAAGCCGGGAGGGGACACGUGGUGCUGAGCGAAGGCGACUACAAGAAAAUGAUGGACUCGUUCCUGGAAUCCUUCUACGACGAAAAAGAGGCCAUCACCAGCACCAAAAACUAUGUCAACCAUGUUGCUUGCCUUGCAGACCAGCUCUUGUGGGGCAAGCGAAUUGUCGGCAAUAGCAUGUCGGAGAGUAUUAGCACUCAGUCCUUGCAGCCGAGCAAUGUUUUGGAUCUUGGAUUGGUUCGCAAACGGAAGAAGCCUGAUGCUGAAGUGGACAAGAGUGCCGCUGCCGAGGGGGAGCGGGCGUCGAGCAAAUCCCAAGAUACUUCUCAAGGGGUCAAUAUGCUGAAUGCCAGUUUGGUUCGGAAAAAGAAGAAGACAUAG